Molecule: messenger RNA, 585 nt
Organism: Didymosphaeria variabile
Lineage: Eukaryota; Fungi; Ascomycota; Dothideomycetes; Pleosporales; Didymosphaeriaceae
Exons: 1
Coding region: 1-585 (194 amino acids)
Source: RefSeq, a predicted model, not a curated record
AUGGUCACCCUGCGCGUGCCCUCCAGUCUCCCCACGACCGAGCCCUCCCCCUCCAUCGCGCCGCCAUCCCUGCAAUGGCUCUCCGGCCCGUGGAACGUAACGCACUCCACGCUGCCCAUGUGGAAGAAGAACAAGAACGUCGUGAUAACAUACACACCCAUCACGUCGAGUUCUCCCCCACGAAUCGAUGACCUAGUCACCUACCAGCCCAUCUCCUCCUCCUCCACGAAGACCGUGCACGGCGUGGACAAGCCCUUCUCAGUGCCGAAUACCGCAGACAGCGGGGAAGAAGGGAAAGCGAGUCUGGCAUACAAUUGGCGCGGCAAGGGCUGGCUCAUGAUUGCGAGCUCCAAGUGGGAGAUACUGGCGCACGGGGACGAAGAAGGCACCGGGAAUGCUUACGUUGUAACCUUCUUUGCGAAGACGUUGUUUACGCCUGCGGGCGUGGAUGUAUACUCACGCAAGGGCAUAUUGAAACCGGAGACGGUGGAGGCCAUCAAGGCAGGCUUGGCGGGUUUGGGCGGCCAGGUCGCGAACAUGACAAAGGAACUUUUUGAGAUUGCUAUGGACGAGGAGAGAAAGUGA